Nothoprocta perdicaria is the source of this 2221-nucleotide messenger RNA. It is a transcript of the gene SLC30A7, whose product is annotated as solute carrier family 30 member 7. Gene Ontology annotation, cellular component: Golgi apparatus; membrane. The record is from RefSeq and is a predicted model, not a curated record. Gene Ontology annotation, molecular function: zinc ion transmembrane transporter activity. Lineage: Eukaryota; Metazoa; Chordata; Aves; Tinamiformes; Tinamidae. Gene Ontology annotation, biological process: intracellular zinc ion homeostasis; zinc ion transport; transmembrane transport. Bases 11 to 1147 code for a protein of 378 amino acids. The transcript is spliced from 11 exons.
UGCCCGCAAGAUGCUGCCGCUCUCCAUCAAGGACGACGAGUACAAACCGCCGCGGCUGGACCUGCUGCGCAAGCUCUCGGGAUGGGUGAGGUCCAUCCUGGCCGACAAGACGUCCCGCAACCUCUUCUUCUUCCUCUGCCUCAACCUCUCCUUCGCCUUCGUGGAGCUGCUCUACGGCAUCUGGAGCAACAGUUUAGGUCUAAUAUCAGAUUCUUUUCAUAUGUUUUUUGACUGCACUGCUCUUUUGGCUGGAUUAGCAGCUUCAGUUAUUUCAAAGUGGAGGUCAAAUGAUGCUUUCUCAUAUGGGUAUGUUCGAGCAGAAGUACUUGCUGGCUUUGUAAAUGGUUUAUUCCUCAUCUUUACAGCCUUCUUUAUUUUUUCUGAAGGCGUUGAGAGAGCAUUGGAGCCUCCUGAUGUACAUCAUGAGAGACUUCUUCCUGUUUCUAUAUUAGGAUUCGUUGUAAAUCUUAUAGGAAUAUUUGUAUUCCAACAUGGAGGUCAUGGACAUUCACACGGAUCUGGGCAUGAACACAGCCAUUCUCUGUUUAAUGGUGGUCUCGGCCAUGGACACAGCCAUGGAGGCCACGGUCACAGCCACAACCACAAACACGGCCAUGGACACACUCAUGAUCAUGGACAUGGUCACUCGCACAGCCAGGAUUAUUGUCAUGAUSACCAUUCUCUUGAAGGGACAGCUGGAUCCAGCAAGCAGAUUUUACAAGGUGUAUUUCUACACAUUGUUGCGGACACGCUUGGAAGUAUCGGUGUAAUCAUAUCUGCUAUACUCAUGCAGAACUAUGGGCUAAUGAUAGCAGAUCCUAUUUGUUCAAUGCUGAUAGCACUACUUAUAGGUGUAAGUGUUGUUCCACUUUUAAAAGAAUCCAUCGGGAUUCUGAUGCAGCGAACUCCUCCCUCCCUGGAAAACACUCUGCCUCAGUGCUAUCAGAGGGUGCAGCAGUUGCAAGGAGUUUACAGUUUACAUGAUCCUCAUUUCUGGACCCUCUGUACAGAUGUUUACAUAGGGACACUGAAAUUACUYAUAGCUCCUGAUGCUGAUGCAAGGUGGAUUCUAAGCCAGACUCACAACAUCUUUACUCAGGCAGGAGUAAGACAGCUUUACGUACAGAUGGAUGUUGCAGCCAUGUAGUCAAUUUCUAAAAUUGUGCUGUUGGACCAAAGUUUCCUGUACUGUAUAUACUUCUCAAGACAGUUGCCUCCACCACUGUUCCAGAAUUGACUGAAUAGACUUCUGCCUUUGGGCUUCUGAUGGAGUUCACUUCUAAGGAGUAAAUAUUGAAUGAAUGUCAUGGACUUUGGUUCUUGUCUUUUUGUGGCCCCUAAGUCUGUAAGUUUUUGUGGGUUGUUUUUUUUUUUUACUUACCAUCUUUGUUCCAAUAGGAAACUAACAUUGUGGUACUGGAAACCCUGUCAUGUCACUUCAGUGAAGUUGCUGAAACCACUGCUCAUUCCCAUAAAACCAGUGUUAUCAAAAAUUGGAAACUUGUUUUGUACAUAAUGUCACAAUGGCUGACAUGUAUCAGUAGAAUUCUAUGUUUGUACAAUUGUUUGUACUUUGCAAACUUAAUGAACCAAACCAUAUUGGGUUUUCAAAGUGCCUUUUAUAUCAGAAGUAUUUGCCAGCAUAGGUAUGGAACAUCAGARGGUUUCAUUACUUUUACAAUCUAUCUUGUAUGCAGUCUGAUAUUUACUAGUGCUGUACGUGGGGGGGGUUGUGUACUUACGUAACUGUUGAUGUUAGACUUCCCUUACUCUCAUAUCUUACCAAACAAACAGAAAAAUGAUAAAUGUAAAAGGCAAAGCUUUUGUGAAGUGACAAAACAAACUGCCUACUUUGUUGCACAUCUCAUGGAAAUCAUUUUAGUCAAAGCAUUAGACUUAGAUCCAAUUUUAAAUCUCUUUUCACUGUUACAGUAAUGAAACAUUACCUGAUGCUACCAUUUCACASUCACCGAAAGACAAGGUAGCUGAGGAGAGAUGCUGGUGACAGAAGCAAUGCCUGAAGCUUUUUAUCUUCCAAAUUGUGCAGGGAAAAGCAUUAAAACACUAAGUUAUUUGAAAACUUAGUCUCCUCAAUUUUAAUAAACUGUAGAAAUUUUUAUUAGAGAUUGAAAUAGCUGUUGCCCUUUUAAAUACUGAAAAGAAGUGUUCCCAUGGCUAUACCCGAAAAAUAAAUGAGAACCACUUUUCAUGCUAUUUAAAA